AUGAAUUUGACCACAGAUAGUUUGUUGUUUAAUUUUCCAACAGGCUUUUAUUUUCGUAUCACACAGUUGGAGCAACAGACACCAGUCUGGCUUGCUGUGAUCAGCAGAUACCACGUGACCUGGAGGCUGCGCCUUGAGAGGUCUAUGGGUUCUGCUGCCUCGGGUGGAAAAGUCCCUCCUAGACCCAAACCUGAGACACCCAGGUCCCGGGUCGGAGAAGCGAGGACCCAGCGGCCGACAGCCAGCGUCCGCUGCUUGCGAGUGAGGGGGGGCUGUCCAGCAGGCUGGGCUCAGGACUGCAACCCAGAAAGCAAGACUAACCCCUGGAUGGCUUUCAGCCGCUGCAUUCUGGGAGCGCUCGUCACUCAUCAGGAGACCUCAGAAGCACUCCUUCCCACGACUGUGCAGACCCCGUCCCAUGGGAUCUACUCGAUUCUACCCCAUGGGAGCACACUGCUGUGUUCCAUCAACACCGCCGGCUCCCGGGAGAGUCCCGGGGCAUCUCCACAUUCAGGGACAAUUGCAAUAUCACGAGUAUCGCUCCUCCUCCUUUCCGGCAAUGCUCGUGGACCCCAGGAAGAAGCGUGUUCUGGGGUCAGAGCCAAGCCACGGGGGAACCACAGAGUCCCGGGUGUGGCCCAUCCUUCUGAACCUUGGUCUCCUCGUCCCCCGUGGAAUUAA
Rangifer tarandus platyrhynchus (Svalbard reindeer) is the source of this 681-nucleotide messenger RNA. The record is from the annotation of a GenBank genome assembly. Lineage: Eukaryota; Metazoa; Chordata; Mammalia; Artiodactyla; Cervidae.